GGCUGGGCAAUGUGUCAACCAUUACCAUACAGAGAUUUUCAAUGGGUCAACGACGUAACAAAUUUUAAUGUUACGGAUGUUGCGUUAGAUUCCCCGAUAGGCUACAUUCUAGAGGUAGAUUUGGAAUAUCCUCAAAAUCUUCACGACGCGCACACUGACCUACCGUUCUGUCCGACGCGCGAUAAGCCGCCCGGCAAGCGGCAGGACAAGCUCCUCGCAACCGUAUACGAUAAGAAGCGUUACGUCAUACAUUAUCGCACUCUGCAACAGUGUACUCGUCACGGCCUCCGUAUCUCAAAAAUUCAUCGCGUAUUGCAAUUCGCGCAAUCUCCAUGGCUUCGAGAUUAUAUCGAACUAAAUACGAAAUUUCGAACAUUAGCCACGAAUGAAUUUGAAAAAAAUUUGUACAAAUUAAUGAAUAACGCGGUAUUUGGCAAAACCAUGGAGAAUGUGCGCAAUCACGUCGAUGUGCGGCUUUUAACGAAAUGGGAAGGUAGAUUUAAUGCUGAGGCGAUGAUCGCGAAACCGAAUUUUCAUAGUCGCAGCGUCUUUUCGGAGAAUCUGGUCGCGGUAGAAAUGCGCAAACUCGAGGUCAAGUUUAACAAACCAAUCUACGUGGGUAUGUGUAUUCUCGACAUAUCCAAGACUUGUCUGUACGAAUUUCAUCACGACUACAUGUUACCUUCUUUUCAAGAAAAAUGUAAA
This is a messenger RNA of Wasmannia auropunctata (little fire ant), 705 nucleotides long. RefSeq lists its product as uncharacterized. The annotation marks the transcript as partial. The record is from RefSeq and is a predicted model, not a curated record. Gene Ontology annotation, biological process: DNA replication. Gene Ontology annotation, molecular function: nucleotide binding; DNA-directed DNA polymerase activity; DNA binding. Lineage: Eukaryota; Metazoa; Arthropoda; Insecta; Hymenoptera; Formicidae. The transcript has a single exon.